This is a messenger RNA of Austrofundulus limnaeus, 3616 nucleotides long. It is a transcript of the gene tcf19l, whose product is annotated as transcription factor 19 (SC1), like. Lineage: Eukaryota; Metazoa; Chordata; Actinopteri; Cyprinodontiformes; Rivulidae. Gene Ontology annotation, molecular function: protein binding. The record is from RefSeq and is a predicted model, not a curated record. Bases 757 to 2439 code for a protein of 560 amino acids. Gene Ontology annotation, biological process: regulation of gene expression. The transcript is spliced from 6 exons. Gene Ontology annotation, cellular component: nucleus.
GAAGAAAGAAAGGCUGCUCGGAGACCAGGCGAUCAACGGCGAUAAAAUACCGUCUGAAAAGUCCGUCCAGCCGGAGUUUGGACCUACAGUCCCGGUUCUGGAGGACGGACGGMGGUUUUUGUAAAGGAAUUAAUCACCGGAAGUAGGACUGCAGCUGGUUAUUUGUUGUCAAACAGCUGYUGCACCCUCGACUAAAGUCCUUUAAUCUUCUGUAAACACAGACUGAUAGCCUCCUUUAACGUUUUAUUUCGAGCCUGAAACUCUUACAUGACAGAACUCAGGCUAARAGUCGCAGCUGCCMGCAGGUUCUGCUUCGCCCAGCUGUAAGUUUUACAGCUCCUGUCUGCGUUAGCGGCUCUGUAACACACCUGCCGUCCACAGCACAGCUGCUCUUUGUGUUUGAACUUUAUCGGCCCCCCUCUGCAGGGGGAUUCAGUCUGUUUGAGUCGGGGCUCAUAAAAGAGGAGCAGCGGCUCAUUUCCACUCUUAUACGGCGCUCCUGAUCCUCGUUACGUAUUCAUUUAUGCGCCGCAGCGCUCCGUGCUAAUGCAAACACCUGUUGCUCCACCUGCCUGCGACCUUCACUUUCACAGCGUUUCCUUUUAGAGGCGGACACUUAUGUUUUCCCUGCUCAGUUUCUGUCCGUUAGCUCCGAGCAUGGAUCUGCUGCUGCUGUGAGGCAGGGCCUGUCGUAGAUCGAAGGCGGCCUGGGGGUCCUCGAGGGUGGGGGGUCCGGACAAUCGCAGGGGUUCAGCCAUGCUGUCCGGGGAGCAGCCGUGUUUCCAGCUGCUCCGCUUCGGCUCGUCCGCGGGCGACUCUGCGCGGGACCUCUACACGUUCCGGCCCACCCAGAGCCGCUCGGUGUUCCGCCUGGGCCGGGCGGCGGAGCUGUGCGACGUCACGCUGGACUCGGCGGCGGUGUCGCGCAUCCACGCCGAGCUGCACGCCGAGAGGGAGGCGGGCGAAGAGGAGGAGGAGGAGGCGGAGCUAGAAGAGGAGUUCUGGAAGGUCUACAUUAAGGACCGGAGCAGUCAUGGAACGUGGGUGAACGAGGUGCGCCUGCAGCCGGGCAUCCUGUGGGAGCUGUCAGACGGAGACACGCUGACCUUCGGGGGGCAGUCGGCUCCGGGGAGCCCAGAGUCCUACUUCCUCUUUCAGAAGGUCAAAGUUCGCCCGCUGGACUUUGAUGCCAUCACCAUUCCAAAAGCGGGGACCUUCUCCUCCGACUUAAAGAACCGGAUCAGGACCAGCUCAGACCGAAAGGUGCCCACCAACCCGGAGCACUCCAAGGUGUCCAUCAACCGGGCCACGGUCAUCCUCAACUCCAUCGGCAGCCUGAGCAAGAUGAAGGGCAGCGCCUGGACCUUCAAGAGGAGCCACAGCCACGAGGGGGCCGUGUCCGACCCCGGCACCUCCUCCUCUACCUCGCCCGUGAGCUUCACUUCACUGCUGCCCAGCUCCGCCCCCUCCUUGCUGUCCUCCUCCGCCGCCGCCGCUGCCUCGGCGCCGUCCGCCCAGCCGCUGCAGGCCGCUUCCAGGAGCCGGAGGAAGUCUGCGCACACUGUGCUGCUGGAGGACGACAGCUCGGACGAGCCCAGGGGUCGAGCAGCUCUGGUUGGAGACGUGGAGGACGGGCAGAGGGCGCGGCCCAAAAAGAGGCGGAGACUCUACAGGUCUGAGUCCGAAGGCUUCAGCCCCCCUCCUCCUCCCCCCCUGCAGCCGAAGCUCCACGCCGACGUGCGCCGGCCGCCAGAGGCCAAGCCCUUCCCCGUGGGGAUCCGCACCAUCGGCAGCUUCCACGGCGCCAUGACCAACAGCCGCCUGAGCCAGCAGCUGCUCCAGGCCUCCUUCGCUGGCGCGGCCCCUCACAAGCAGGAGGCGGAGACCCUGCACCGGGUCAAAACCGUGCUGCACGGCAACAUCGCCGCCUUCCGCCAGCAGAAGCCUGCCUGCGUUUCUCCCACGGCGCUGAGGGGCAGGCGGAGGGCCAACAGCUCGCCUGUCUUCUCCCCCCUGGUGGUGGGAGGAGAGAACUACAGCCUGGCGUCGCCCACGGCGAGGGUCCGGACGGACGACAGAGGACGGGUCCAGUUCAACAGAUUUCAUCAACAGACAGCGAAACGACGAGGUCGCCCCCGGAAGCACCCCCUCCCUCCCCUGCCCCCUCCGUCCUCGUCCUCUUCCUCCUCCACUUCCUCGGCCUCCUCGUCCUCCGGCUCCUCCUCCUCGUCCUCCGAGGACGAGGACGAGGAGGAGGUUGUGGCCGUCGGGGGGAUGGAGCCGUGCGCGGCCCCCCGCUGCCGGCUGCCCCAGCAGGACACGGUGCAGUGGAUCCAGUGUGACGUGUGCGACUCCUGGUACCACAUAGACUGCCUGCAYGUGGACCGGAAGAAGCUCCUGAAGGACCCCAACGCCGACUUCCACUGCGGCUGCCGCUGAGGGGUCCGACUGAAAGACCAGGACUCCUGUUUGAGUCGUAAACUGAAAAACUGGUGGAAGUGGAAGCACAGAAUGAUGACUCACAGCUGAAGGACAGAAAGCUCUCAGCUGUUUUAUGAACCUCAGUCCCUCUCAGAGUCAAACUAAUGAAAUCCAGUUGGAGACAUUUCAUUAAAGCUCAGAUCAGGACCAGGAAAACCUGAUGAAAUCUUAAAAGAAAAACACUUUUCCAAAUGUUUCCAAACAGAAUAAACUUCCUUCCGAGCGGUUCGUCUGUUUCUGGAAAAUAAAGUCAGAGAAAUGUGUCUGCAGCAGACUGCGGUGCUCUCAGGAUCACAAUCAGACGUUUGGAAGCACUUGUGCAGCUGCAGCAUCAAACCGUGCAGCUGCAGCCGACUCGUUCCACAGAUUAUCAUCCUGAUUGGAAUAUUUCUACAUUUGGUCAAACAUUGGUUUUAAAAUCCUGUCUUCAGGUCUGUUCCCACCUUUAAGAGACUCCUCACACUACUGAAUCUGUACUUCUGGCUGCACAUGAAUGUAGACACAAUCUGCUCCGAAGCACAUUUUUUAAAAUUUGACUCUUCGUUCCAAGUUUCUCUCCUGAGCUGUUCGGGAGGAAAACAGUUGUUUGGAAUCCUUUAAUUCGUUUAAGCAGCUCUUUGUUGAAGCAUUUAAUAGAGUUCUUAUCUUAAAAAAAAAGUCUAUGGGUGAUAACUUAAAAAAAUACAACCUAAUUUUUCAGCUUUUCAGAGAAUUUACCUGCUAUUUUUCUAAAAGAGGUUGGAAAAUGUAAAAAAAGAAACUUUAGGGCAAUAAUUUAAAAGAAAAAAAUAGAAUAUAUAUAUUUUGUGUGUUUAUCAGAUCGAAUCAGUUUCAUGACAUCACUGCCUCAGCUUUAAUAGAAAGUAAGCAGCUGUUAUUAAUACUUUAAAAAACAGGCAGAAAAUCCUAUAAAUAACUGUUUUCUCAUCAGUUUCUCUGGAUGGAGGCAGCAUCAGCAGCUCAGAGGCUUCAGUUUAAAUUAAUUCUGUUAUAAAUCAGUUAUUAACACAAUGAGUUAAGCAGAUUUUAUAAAUGAUUUGAUGAUUUGAAAGCUUCUGUUCUGCAGCUUCGCUCCAGGAUCUGUGCUGUUUCAUAUCUUUUGUCUGGAUUUGACAUAUAAAGAUAUUUAAACAUC